ACUAAGCCUAUUAAUUUUUUUUUUUUUAGGAUAACUAUUUUCUUCUCUUAAAUGUCAUGAAUUCACAGAUAUCCACACUGUAUGUGUGUGUCUGAAACUCCAAAGGGUUAGUUUCAGGCUGGGAACCCCGAGGUGGGCUAGCAAUUAAGGACCGUCACAGUUUGACACUUGUUAAAAAUACUGUUGACUUCUUUCUAAACAACAAAACCCUCAAAAGUUUUUUUUUUGUUGUUGUUGUUGUUUUUCUGACAAAGUAAUAAUAAUCAUUAAAAAAGAAACCCCAAUGCAAACUGAAACAACCAUGUCUGGAGAAGUGCGUUUGAAGCAGUUGGAGCAGUUUAUUUUGGAUGGGCCAACACAGACUAAUGGGCAAUGCUUCAGUGUGGAAACCUUGCUGGAUAUACUCAUCUGCCUUUAUGAUGAAUGUAAUAAUUCCCCUCUGAGAAGAGAGAAGAACAUCCUUGAGUAUCUGGAGUGGGCCAAACCUUUUACAUCUAAAGUGAAACAGAUGCGACUACAUAAAGAAGAUUUUGAGAUUCUGAAAGUGAUUGGUCGAGGAGCCUUUGGGGAGGUUGCAGUAGUAAAACUGAAAAAUGCAGAUAAAGUUUUUGCCAUGAAGAUACUUAAUAAGUGGGAGAUGCUGAAGAGAGCUGAAACAGCCUGUUUUCGAGAAGAGAGAGAUGUGUUAGUGAAUGGAGAUAACCAGUGGAUCACAACAUUACAUUAUGCAUUCCAGGAUGAAAACUAUUUAUACCUGGUUAUGGAUUACUAUGUUGGAGGAGACCUGCUUACAUUGCUCAGCAAGUUUGAGGACAGACUCCCUGAAGAUAUGGCUCGUUUUUAUUUGGCUGAAAUGGUGAUAGCCAUCGAUUCAGUUCAUCAGUUGCAUUAUGUUCACAGGGAUAUAAAACCAGACAAUAUCUUGAUGGAUAUGAAUGGACAUAUUCGAUUAGCAGAUUUCGGUUCUUGUCUGAAACUGAUGGAAGAUGGAACGGUCCAAUCUUCAGUGGCAGUUGGAACACCAGACUACAUCUCUCCAGAAAUCUUGCAGGCCAUGGAAGAUGGAAAAGGGAAGUAUGGGCCCGAGUGUGACUGGUGGUCCCUGGGCGUUUGCAUGUAUGAAAUGCUUUAUGGAGAAACGCCCUUUUAUGCUGAGUCCUUGGUGGAGACCUAUGGGAAAAUAAUGAACCACAAAGAGAGGUUUCAGUUUCCUGCUCAAGUGACAGAUGUCUCUGAAAGUGCAAAGGACCUCAUCCGAAGGCUCAUUUGUAGCAGAGAGCAUCGACUUGGACAAAAUGGAAUAGAAGACUUUAAGAACCAUCCAUUUUUUGCUGGGAUUGACUGGGACAACAUUAGGAACUGUGAGGCACCUUACAUCCCAGAAGUCAGCAGCCCUACUGAUACAUCAAACUUUGAUGUGGAUGAUGAUUGCUUAAAAAACUCUGAAACAAUGCCUCCACCAUCCCACACUGCAUUUUCUGGCCAUCAUUUACCAUUUGUGGGUUUCACAUAUACAAGUAGCUGUGUUCUUUCAGACCGCAGCUGUCUAAGACUGACAGCUGGACCACCCUCCAUGGAUCUUGAUGCCAGCAUUCAGAGAACUUUGGAGGAUAGUUUAGCAACAGAAGCUUAUGAGAGGAGAAUAAGGCGUCUAGAACAGGAAAAGCUUGAACUUAGCAGAAAACUGCAAGAGUCCACCCAGACAGUGCAGGCUCUUCAGUAUUCAACAGUGGAUGGCCCAAUAACAGCAAGUAAAGAUUUAGAAAUUAAAAGUUUGAAAGAAGAAAUUGAAAAGUUGAAGAAACAGGUAACAGAAUCUGGUCAGCUGGAGCAGCAGCUCGAGGAGGCCAGCACUGCAAGGAGGGAAUUGGAUGAUGCCUCCAGACAAAUUAAGGCCUUUGAAAAGCAAGUCAGGACGCUGAAGCAAGAGAGAGAAGAUCUUAAUAAGGAACUGGCAGAGUCUAGUGACAGAUUAAAAUCCCAAGCCAAAGAGCUGAAAGAUGCACACAGCCAGCGGAAAUUGGCAAUGCAGGAGUUCUCAGAGAUGAACGAGCGGCUGACAGACUUGCACUCUCAAAAACAAAAGCUUGCCCGCCAGCUCCGAGAUAAGGAGGAAGAAAUGGAAGUGGUGAUGCAAAAAGUAGAAAGUUUAAGGCAAGAGUUACGCAGAACAGAGAGACUUAAAAAAGAACUGGAAGUCCAAGCUGAAGCUGCAGCUGCUGAGGCAUCCAAAGACAGGAAAUUGCGAGAGAGGAGUGAACAGUACUCUAAACAGUUGGAAAGUGAAGUAGAAGGGCUAAAGCAAAAACAGGUUGGUCGCUCACCUGGGGUAAGCAGUAUAGAACACCAGCAAGAGAUCACUAAAUUAAAGGCAGACCUGGAAAAGAAGAGUGUUUUCUACGAAGAGGAACUAUCUAAACGUGAAAUGAUGCAUGCUAAUGAAAUAAAAAGUCUGAAGAAAGAACUGCGGGAUGCAGAGAGCCAGCAGCUCGCCCUCAAGAAGGAGAUCAUGGUUUUGAAAGACAAGUUAGAGAAAACCAGAAGAGAAAACCAAAGUGAAAGAGAGGAAUUUGAAACAGAGUUCAAACAAAAGUAUGAACGAGAAAAGAUUCUGCUGACAGAGGAAAACAAAAAACUUACGAAUGAACUUGAUAAGCUCACCGCCAUGUUUGAGAGGCUGAGUAUGAAUAAUCGGCAGCUGGAGGAAGAGAUGAGAGACCUGGCUGAUAAGAAGGAGUCUGUGGCUCACUGGGAGGCCCAAAUCACUGAGAUCAUCCAGUGGGUAAGUGAUGAAAAAGAUGCUCGAGGUUACCUUCAAGCCUUGGCCUCUAAAAUGACAGAAGAGCUGGAAGCCCUGAGGAACUCCAGCUUGGGAGCCAGAGCUACAGACAUGCCCUGGAAGAUGAGGCGCUUUGCAAAGCUGGACAUGUCUGCAAGGCUGGAGCUCCAGUCUGCUCUUGAUGCUGAAAUCCGAGCCAAACAGGCUAUUCAGGAUGAGCUGAACAAAGUCAAAGCUUCUUGCAUCUCUACAGAGUGUAAAUUGCAAGAAUCUGAGAAGAAGAACAUGGAGCUUUUGGCAGACAUCGAAAGGCUGAAAAAGGAGACAGAAGAGCUUAGAUCAGAAAAGGGUGUAAAGCACCAAGACUCACAGAAUUCUUUCUUGGCAUUUUUGAAUGCGCCUACCUCUGCUCUGGAUCAAUUUGAACGCUCUCCUUCCUGUAUUCCAGCUAACAAAGGCAGACGUAUUGAUUCAGUUGAGAAUUUUACAUUGUCUAAUACUCCAUCACGGGAUGAAGAUAGCAAGUCUCACCUCCACUCAAGAUCAAGGUCUCCUUCCACAGCCAGUGAGAUUGAACCAAUUGAGGUUACAGAUCAUCCUCCCCGUUCCAUCCACACGCCCACCAUGAGGACAGCGUACAUUGGCUCGGGACUCUCCGCACCAAAGCCUAAAGCUCACCAGUUUGUAGUGAAAUCGUUCAACACACCAACAAAAUGCAAUCAGUGCACAUCCCUGAUGGUUGGUCUGAUCCGACAGGGCUGUACUUGUGAAGUGUGUGGAUUCUCCUGCCACGUGACCUGUGCAGACAAGGCUCCUGCAGUAUGUCCAAUCCCUCCUGAGCAGACUAAGGGACCUUUGGGAAUAGAUCCACAGAAAGGCAUAGGAACAGCUUAUGAAGGACAUGUCAGAGUCCCAAAGCCAGCUGGAGUAAAGAAAGGUUGGCAGAGAGCACUGGCAGUGAUCUGUGAUUUUAAACUCUUCCUGUAUGAUGUAGCAGAAGGAAAAGCAUCUCAGCCCAGCGUGGUAGUGAGUCAGGUCAUAGACAUGAGGGAUGAAGAAUUCUCAGUGAGUUCUGUCUUGGCCUCAGAUGUCAUCCAUGCAAAUCGGAAAGAUAUCCCCUGUAUCUUUAGGGUUACAGCCUCCCAGCUCUCUGCAUCCAGUAACAAGUGUUCAAUCCUGAUUCUAGCAGAUGGUGAGAAUGAAAAAAGCAAGUGGGUGGGCGUGCUGAACGAGUUGCAUAGGAUCUUGAAGAAGAACAAACUCAAAGACCGCUCAGUCUAUGUCCCCAAAGAAGCUUAUGACAGCACCUUGCCCCUCAUCAAAACAACACAGUCAGCAGCAAUCAUAGACCAUGAAAGAAUAGCUCUGGGGAAUGAAGAAGGGUUGUUUGUUGUGCAUGUCACCAAAGAUGAGAUUAUCCGUGUUGGUGACAAUAAGAAGGUCCAUCAGAUCGAGCUCAUCCCGAGCGAGCAGCUCAUCGCCGUAAUCUCAGGACGGAACCGCCACGUGCGGCUCUUCCCCAUGGCCGCCCUGGAUGGAAGGGAGACUGACUUCUAUAAGCUGGCAGAGACCAAAGGCUGCCAGGCCAUCGUUUCUGGGCACGUGCGCCACGGGGCCCUCACCUGCCUGUGCGUGGCCAUGAAGAGGCAGGUGCUCUGUUACGAACUCAAUCAGAGCAAGACGCGCCACAAAAAGAUCAAGGAGAUCCAGGUGCAGGGGAACGUCCAGUGGAUGUCCAUCUUCAGCGACCGUCUCUGUGUGGGCUACCAGUCAGGUUUCCUCAAGUACCCCCUCCAUGGGGAGGGCAGCCCGUACAGCCUGCUCCACCCGGACGACCACACGCUCUCAUUUAUCUCACAGCAGCCAACUGAUGCCAUCUGCGCAGUCGAGAUCUCAACUAAAGAAUACCUGCUGUGUUUUAGCAGCGUCGGGGUUUACGUCGACUGCCAGGGCCGAAGAUCCAGGCAGCAAGAGUUGAUGUGGCCCGCAACUCCAUCUUCUUGCUGUUACAAUGCACCAUACCUCUCUGUGUACAGUGAAAAUGCAAUUGAUGUCUUCGACGUGAACUCCAUGGAGUGGAUUCAGACUAUUCCUCUCAAAAAGGUACGACCCUUGAAUACAGAAGGAUCACUAAACCUUUUAGGCCUGGAGACAGUCAGAUUAAUAUAUUUCAAAAACAAAAUGGCAGAGGGGGAUGAGCUGGUGGUGCCUGAGACGUCAGACAACAGCCGGAAGCAGAUGGUGCGGAACAUCAACAACAAGCGGCGCUACUCCUUCCGCGUGCCCGAGGAGGAGAGGAUGCAGCAGAGGAGGGAGAUGCUACGUGAUCCAGAAAUGAGAAAUAAGUUAAUUUCUAACCCAACUAAUUUUAACCACAUAGCACAUAUGGGUCCAGGAGAUGGCAUACAGAUUCUCAAAGACCUCCCAAUGCAGCGUUCCCCUUAUCAAUUCCCUCAUCAUCACUCCCGUCUGAUCUCCUCUCCGAGCAACUUUGAGCACAUCUACCACAUGACUGUUAAUUCAGCUGAAAAAUUCCUCUCUUACGAUUCCAUACACCCUGCAUUUUCCCCGCCUCCACGCUCUGUCCUCGGUACUCCAGAUUUUGUCACUCUAAGGAACCUGCGGCCCCAGGAGAGCCGGACGGUGUUCAGCGGCUCCGUCAGCAUCCCGUCGAUCACCAAAUCCCGCACGGAGCCGGGACGCUCCAUGAGCGCUAGCAGCGGCUUGGCAGCACGAUCGUCGGCACAGAACGGCAGCGCUUUGCGCAGGGAAUUCUCGGGAGGGAGCUACGGAGCGAAGCGCCAGCCCAUGGCAUCGCCCUCGGACGGGUCCCUGUCCUCAGGGGGGCUGGACCAGGGCAGUGAUGCUCCCACAAGGGACUACGAGCGAGAGGACUCUGACUCUCCGAGACACUCGACGGCAUCGAACAGCUCCAACCUCAGCAGCCCUCCCAGCCCGGUUUCUCCUCACAAGACCAAGAGCCUCUCCCUGGAGAGCUCUGACCACGUGAGUUGGGACUCAUGAACUGCUUCAGCAUUCAGAUAUGGCAUCACAUCAGCUUGCUGUCCCCAUGGCUGUCCCCUUCACUUGCUCCAGUUCUCACCUUCAUCCUCCUAACCCUCCCCAUUCCCUGUCGGAAAAGGAUCUGGGAGUGGGGUACAGAGGAAGGUAAAAGCUGGUCGCCUUCAGCACCGUUCAGCAUUGCCUCACCUCCCCAGAUCUGACAGCAGCAAAUGAGCAAAGCUAGGGUGUUGGUAAAUAUCAGAUGCUGUAGAUUUGUAUUAGUAAUGGUUUCAUUUUUGUGGUUACAGCUGCUUCAUUUUUAAAGACAUAUUUAUCCCACUCCCCUUCCACUUCCCAAAAGGUAGCAUAAGUAGACCAGACCAGUGUCAACAAGAGAAAAUUCAGAGGGAUUUUGUUUUCAUACAAUAGCUCAUUGUACUGUACAAAAGUAGCACAGAGACCCCUUCCCCACCAUGGGGAAUGAUCAGUAUGUCAGAGGCACAUAAAAGCUUUCAGCCACCACGUUUGAAUGUCAAUCUGAUUGUCGCCAGCAAAUCCUUAUUGAUUAAAAUGAUGCAUAUUUUACUACAGUACAGAGUUUAAAUAAAUACGCAGAUGUUAGAGUAAAAUACGUAUGUAUAUAUUCAAAGAAAAAAAGCAUUGUGUAUGCAGCAGAAGAUGGAUGCUUAUUUAAGAGAGCCUUUAAUUUAAGAUUUGUGUUGUCCCUGUUUUCAUGCUCGGUGAUUUACAGACUCGGAGGCCUGGCUAAAACCUCCGGCAGGACAGAGAUUCCGUGUGCUCGCGGCACUGCCCCUGCAGUGCUCUCACUACACUUCUCUCCUUCUGGCCUUCAGUAGCAGAACUGAAGCUGUAAUUCCUGUUUUCCUCACAGUCCCCAUCCUUUUCAGAAACUACAACAGUUGGCAGCAAGGCCCUGUCCCAACAGCCAGCCACAGGCUGCCCUGGCUCCGUGCGUGCCACCUGUGAGCUGGAGCCUUGCAGCAGCUACAGGAGAGGUCCUUCAGGCAGCAAGGCAGUUCAGUGCAGCUGGAUUCAGCAGGAAAACUGUUCCCCUGGGUCAGCCUUUCAGCAGGUUUAACUCAGAAGGGAGCAGUCUUCCACACCUCCUUGACCAUCCCUAAACAGCAAACUCUUACAGUCAUUACCAAAUACUGGUUGCUAAUACACAUCAGCCAAACGAGUGCCCUUAGCCCAAAGCUGGCCCUGGCUGGCUUUGUUGUCACUGUAGCAACAAAGAACCUUGAAGACUGACCUCACACUGUUCACACUGUGGUAGUCAGAGACGCCUGGUGACCCGCAACUGCUGCACUGGCAAGGUUGGUUUUCCUCUGCCCCCUACCUGUGCUGUGGGUUUGUGCAAUUUGCAGUUGUUUCUAUGUGCUCACCUGCUGUUUGGUUCCAAAAGCAGGGCAGGUUGGAGGGCAGGAAGUAUUGCAGUGGAAGGCAGAGCCUGCUGAAGCUGGAAAAAUAAAUAAAAAGCUGAAGUGGUCACCCAGUCAGCAGAAUAAAUGAGAGACUGAUAGCAGAUGUAUGGUAAGAGGAAGAUGUCUCUUCUCUUUAGUUAGCAAGGCAGAUUGUGCUUUUCAUUUGGGAUGAGCCUCUCUUCCCAGUAGUGUUGUUGCUGACUUCAUACUAUGACCAUACUCAAACACAUAAGGGCUUUUUGUAUUUAGACUAUUGGGGUUUGUGGGUUUUGGAAACUUGUUAUGGCUCUCAUUAAACCAUUCUGUGUUCUUGCAGUCAGCAGUUAUGUAGAGUUUCACCCACACAGAGGUGUUUGGAGUUUUGCAGUUUCUGUCUUCCCUAAUAGAAGUUGUAGGUAAGUUCAAACCAUGUACAGUAAUUUCCAGGUAUGAUCUAAAUGUGACAUAGGGAACAAGACACAGAUCAUCUAAUCCAUUUAAUCGUGCUGGGUCUCCUAGGUAAGAUUUCUCUUUCACUCUGAAUCAAGAGGCUUAUCCAAGUUUAAGUUCGUUCAGUGUUAUUUUGGGACAGGGAUUCAAGAAAUUAUUGUAGGAACCAUCAUAUCAAAAGCCUGUCUCUCUCCUAUUUGGGUAUUUCAGAGUAGCAAGCUGCUUGUGUUGUUUGUUUUCACUUCAAACCUACUACUUUUGCAAGCCUGGCAUUUGAAAUUAAAAGCUUUAGCAAAGAGCAAAGCAUCUGAAAGUAAUUCCUCCCAGAAAAGUUUAUGUAUUUCUGAGGGACAGAUAGGCAGGGCAUUAUUGGCAUUAUUGAAAUUCCACAUCAGCUUCUUUUUAAAGGCUGCAUAUUGCUUCAAGUAUAGGCACUGCUUUUUCCCCACAAUUCCCUUGUUUUGGUGAAGCAUGUCCACACACUUUUCAAAGCCUUUGCAGACUAGUUUUGUAUUUACUGUAUGUUGUAUUUAAAUAAUAAUCUUAUUUUGAUGUUGAGAGAAGGCAUUUAAACAGUAGUCAUUAAAGACAGAGCAGCCUGCAUGGCAGUCCCCUGAGAGAGGGUCACAGGAUUGUUUUCCAUGGACUUUAUUUUUCUGCAGCUGUGCUAAAGCUCUAUCUGAAAAUGGAGCCUGAAGAGCCACCACUUAGCAAACAUUAAAUUGAGUAAACCUCUGUGUUUGCUCUGUUCCAGUGCCUGCAAUCUAUUGAUACCAACCCCUGGCAUUUUCAGGCAGAGCAUAGGUCAGCUGUGUUCCAACACUAAGCUCAGAGGAUGAGAGCUCCACAGGCCCACACUGUUUGUACACUACAAUGCCCAAGCCUCAGCAGUCUUCUCUAGGAUUUAUUUAAUCAUUAGUUUGGUCCUGUGCAUUUUUAUAUGUGUCUGUUCAGAAGAGAAACAGCAACUGUUCUCUCAGUUGAAAA
This is a messenger RNA of Agelaius phoeniceus (red-winged blackbird), 8643 nucleotides long. NCBI's taxonomy places the organism in Eukaryota, Metazoa, Chordata, Aves, Passeriformes, Icteridae. The record is from RefSeq and is a predicted model, not a curated record.